UAUUAACGCGCUGCUGCGCAGCCCGCACUCGCCGUCCUGCAGAGCCCUGCCUGCGCUCCUUGCGGACGCCGGCCUGGACGUAGAUCCGCAGCCUUCCCGUGAGGAUCCCUCACCCUUCUCCUGUACCUGCAGGCCCGCCUUCACCCUGCUUAGUGGGCAGUAAUCUGUGUGUAUACCAACUGAAAUUUCUUGGUCCAGCAGAGGUAUUACGCAGACUGUGCGGGUGGUUUGUUACCAAGACCUGUACAGCUGGGUGUCUCUGCGUUAUCUAGCGUAUCUUCUUAAAAAAAAAAAAAAAAUUGUGUUAAGGAAGAGCAAAACCACUAGAAGCCAUCUUCACAUGCCUCUAUCUCAAUGUCAGCUUCUUCUGCAGGUUAUCUGGGGCCGAACUGUUACAGCAUUUCUGUCAGAGAGUUCUGUCUUUGUUCAGUAACCAGAUGUUUGGGUUUUUUUCUUAUUUUUUUCUUAAUUUUUGUAACUUAAAAAAAUCAUAUUUUUGUCACUUUCGCUGCAGGGAGGGGUGUCUUUUGUUCUUACUUUCUGUUGCACCAUGUUCUGGGUCAAGUGAAAAAUCAUCUGCGGAGGGUUGGUGGCAGCAAGGUUGGGUGAUCCCCACUGUUUUACGUCAUACAGGUCAUGGUGGGAAACACUGAAGUGCUGAAUACAUUGGUUAGAUCUCUGCUUAUAUCUGUAAGACUAAAAAGUAUUUUGACUUUUGAGUUCCAGCUUAAGCAAAUGAAUGAAUGUGGAAGACCCUUCUCUCUAAGGAAAAACCUCUGAUACAUAGGGAGAAUGUUGUAUUUCACCUUCGUGUGGAGCUAAGUCUGUACUAGAAUCAACUUUCGAAGGAUGCAUGUAUACCAGAAAAUGGGCUAAUUUGAAAGUUAAUUCAGUAACUGUGAUAACAUCCAUCAAACGUGACCUUAGCUUGUAACUAUCAGAGAAUACAUGUUGGAAGAGUUUCUUUUACCUCUUUCUCCCAUGUCACUACCUCCCUGCUGUCCUGUGAUGUACCUGCUGCAGUUCACAGGAAGCUGCAGUAGGAAUCCCUGCUUUACGGGGACUUCUGUUAAGACGUGCAUCUUCUUCUGUAAGUCAAAAAUUUCUGGGAUUGUGAACAAAAUUUACUAGCUUUCUUAAAUAUGGUGAGCUUUUUGUAAGGUAGUUAGAAAACAGUUUUCUCUAUUACAGUAGGGCAGGUAAAAUACAUGUUUCUUUCUGCUUUCAGGUACUGCUGUUAAUUUGUCUCGUUCCUGAGCUUCAAGUCAAUAUGUCAAAGAAAUCGGAGGCUCCCCUUUCCUUAGCUGACUGCCUCUGCCAAAUCUGCAUGGAGGUCUUUGUGGAGCCUGUGACGCUGCCGUGCAACCAUACCAUCUGUAAUUCUUGUUUCCAGCUGACAGUUGAAAAUGCCAGUCUUUGUUGCCCUUUUUGUCGUCGUCGAGUCUCUUCUUGGGCACGUUAUAAUGCCCGCAGAAAUACUCUUAUCAACUGGGAAUUCUGGGAAAAGAUUCAGAAGAAAUAUCCGAAGGAAUGUGAGCGUAGAAUUAACGGACAAGAUUUGGAAGAGGAAAUCUUUGUCCCCCAUCCACAACACCAGCUGAGCAAACCUGGGGAACUGAGACAGGAAUACGAAGCAGAGGUUAGCAAGGUGGAGGCAGAAAGGCGAGCACAUGAGCAAGAAGAGAACAAGGCAAGUGAGGAAUACAUUCAAAAGCUGCUAGCAGAAGAAGAGGAAGAGCACAGAUUGGCAGAAGAAAGACGAAAGGAGAUGGAGGAACAGCUUAAACAAGAUGAGGAGUUAGCAUGGCAGCUGAGUAACAGCUUGAAUGACAGUUUGGGAGAACAUGUGCUUAGCAGUUCUUCACGAGGAGACAGCCUCUCAUGUGAAUCACUCCCAGUUAAUUUGUGCAAGAUGAAGAACAAACCAAGCAACUCUGGAGACAUUCAGAAGUAUCUGACUCCAAAGCAUCAUCACACAUCGCGAUCAGCUUCAUUCUCUAGAGCAACAGAGGGAGGUGGGACUGACCCUGGCUACGUGAUCAGUAACAAUGAAGGCAGCAGUACUGAGGGGCAAGAUGAGCAAGACGAAAUGCCAACGCUGUCUCCACAGCUGACAGGUGUAACCAAAUGUUCCGGUGCUCAGGAUUUGUUUAUGGAGACGUACAUUAACUUCCUAAAUGCCUCAGCUUCAGAGAAGACCACGACUGUAGAGCAGAAAAAUACAUGUGAACCAAAGUGUCUCAGAGAUGAACAUCUAAAUACAUCUUCUGGAAUUGCAGAAGGAGAAGGGGCUAGAACAGUUCUUCCCAGAUCCAAAGGAGAAGAUGGAAUAGAGUUGGACAAUGACAGUUUAAUGCAUGUAGAAAGCAUAAACCUUGAAAACUGUGCUGAAACUAGUACUUGUAUUCAGCUAGCAAUAAAUUCCAUAUCUGACAGCAAAAAUGUAACAGGUGAUCUCAUGAAGAUGGCUGGAAAUUCAGAUGAAAAGAAACCAGAGAGGUUGCCAAACACUACGGAGGCUCCAAAAAGAAAGUCUCCAGAACCACUGGCUGAAGCAGUGGUUGACUUUGGCAUGCUUGACAAGAGGAGAAGAACUUUUCCAGAAACUUCAGAGGAGGAAGGGGAGUGGAAAAGCGACUUUAAUUUGCAAAUGCAGAAAGCCUUUGAGCAGGAGCUCCAUGAGAGACAUAUGCAGGAGGAGCAGGAUAGGCUUCUGGCUCUGCAGCUGCAAAGACAAUUCAACAAAGAGGAGAGGUUACUUAACCGACAGAAAGGAUCUCCAGAUGAGUACCUUCUUCGCACUAAAACACCUCCCUCUGUGAAAGACUCUUCUAGAAAAGGAAGUUCUAAGAUGGCAAAGGACUCAAAACUAGCAAAAAAACAGACUGAAACAAAUCACCACAAGAGUCGGAAAGGAUCUUGCAAUGAAAACUGGCGGUCUCCUACCAGAGUCCGAAUGAAAUCACCCAGCAGUGGAAAAGUCUUGAAUUGUGUUGUUAAUACCACCGAUUCAAAUGAUGUUCAUUCACUGCCUAAGAGAAAACAAAAGACAAUCCUUCAGAUGCUUAAAAGCUCAGUUACUGAGUAGAACAACGGAACCACAGACACAUGGUUAAAUUAAUUGGAAUUAGAACCAUGGUAAUGUUUAUCCCUGUGUCAGGCAAAGCUUCUCUUAAACAGUUACGAAAUUGAUGGUUUUGACAGAUCACUUUGGGCUGCGAGAGUAACCAAAAUUGUCUAUUAAAAUGUACUGUGAAUGUUUUUCAGAAGUUUAAAUAACUUACGCCUCUAGACCUUAAAAUUUUUCAUUAGUCUUUUCUUGACUAUGACUUAUUUUCUAGGACUUGCAUUUUCAAGUUGUUUUUUUAUGUUGGAAUGUAAAUACCGUUAUUGUUUGAAAUUCAAAGUAACUGAUGGUCCUAGAAUGAGAAUUUGGAGCCUUUUGUGGGGAGAGCGCACAUUCCCCAGGGGCAGCAAAGAAGUGUGUCUGUAUCUCUAGUUGUCUGCUGACUGAGAGAUGGGGGCUUUACUAGGCACAGGCACUGUUCUGUUAAACUGAAGUACAUUACUGGAAUUUGGUUUAUUUGUUGAAUUGCAUUGUUUGCUUGGCAGUUAACAGGAUUGUAACCAGAUAAGCCAGUCCUGCAAAGGCAUUUCCCCCCUCUCAUCCUCUCACAGAGUAACCCCUUUCUUAUGCAAAGGGGAAGAAAAGGAUCGUUCUUCCACAGUCACAGGCAAGGAUCUCUUAUAGAUGCCAAUAGCAGAAGUGGUUGUGGGCUUGCGUUUACUUCCGUUCAUUUUGUUUUCUUGUUGCCAGUAGCCUGUAACUUACACAAUCUUGCCUGUAUUUACUAUUUAACUUUCAUGUGCAAACUGAUUUGAGUCUGAUUAUAAGCACCUAAUAUUCAAAAAUUAUUAGUCCAGGAGACAGUUACGAUGGAGAAAGUAAAACCAAAAGGGGGAAAAGCAACUAAAGACUAGCGCUACCACUAAUGACUUAAUUUAGCUUUCAACUGAGGUUCAGCUACUGUAACUGUUGCUCCAUUAUUAUUAUUUUCUGAAGGACUAGAAAAUACUGUCUUCCAGUUGAGUCUGAUAGUAAAAUAAUUCAAAAGAAUUGCAUUUUAGAGGAGCUGUGAAGCUGACAGCUCUGCCAAGUUGAGGCCUUUGGAAAAGUUCACUAGCUGCUAGUCAGCAGAAGUAGCGUUCCUGUUAUAUACUUUUCUAUUUUGCUGUUGUGAAGCCAUCUUUUGGCUUUUCUUUGGAUGUAAUGAUAUAUUUCUCAAGUAUACAUUUUUGAAUGAGAGCAAAACACCAGCUUAUGCUGCUGAGACGUGUGUGCUCAUCGCUGAAUAGCUAAUGUUCAGAAAAGUACACAUUUGAAAUCUUAUGGAUGAUCUGUAAACUUUAACUCAGCUCUGGGAAACUUGUAUUUUAAAGCAGAAUCUUCUGAUGUUUUUUAAGUUAAACAAACAAACCACAAAACAUUUAAAAAAAAAAAAAAGACAACCCUGAAACAUAAGGAAAGGAGACCAAGCCAGAAUUUUUUUUUAAUUUUAACUUGCUUGCACAUUUCUGAUACUGUUGGGUUUCUCCUAAAUAAGGAGUAUUCAAAGACCUUUCUUGAGAAAGCUACUACAGAUGACCUUUUGGAAAUAAUUCAUUUUUCCCAUUGCUGCCUCAACCGUACUGUUGGAAGCUUUUGUUCAGUAUAGACCUGUUUCUGUCUAAUUCUUCUUUCAGUUCGUUUUCAUCUUACCCAGGCAGUCAGAUGUAGUCCAUUGUUGAUUACAGUGUUCUUCAGGGCAGAGGCAUUGACUGUUUCUGUGCUUAAGAUACUUUUCCUGUCGUGAUAAGCAUGUGAUAAGUAAACUCUAUUUCCAAAACA
This is a messenger RNA of Numida meleagris (helmeted guineafowl), 4888 nucleotides long. RefSeq names its product ring finger protein 168 (gene RNF168). Lineage: Eukaryota; Metazoa; Chordata; Aves; Galliformes; Numididae. The record is from RefSeq and is a predicted model, not a curated record. Gene Ontology annotation, biological process: double-strand break repair; protein ubiquitination. The transcript is spliced from 6 exons. Gene Ontology annotation, molecular function: nucleosome binding; ubiquitin-protein transferase activity. Bases 1271 to 3088 code for a protein of 605 amino acids. Gene Ontology annotation, cellular component: nucleus; site of double-strand break.